CAAGGAUUCCGAAGGCACAUUCGACAACUAUGCAAGAGAUAGAUGAUGUCAGUGAAAUUAGAGGGAAUUCAGAAAUAGAAGGCCAAACUUCAGCUACGGAUCAAGAAAUUCCGACCGUAUCAAACAACAGUAGAUAUACAAAAAGAAAGAGGGGUGCUGGGCGCGGUAAUUGGACAGAACAAUCACUAAAGGCCGCUAUUAGUUCUGUUAAAAAUGGGGAAAUGACCAUCUGCUCUGCAUCUAAAAGUUACGGCGUUCCACGUAAAACAUUGGAACGAAGAUACAAAUGUGAAAAUGAUAAAAAAGGACCUAUGGGGCAAUUUUCUAUGCUUGGACAACAAAUGAACAAAGACUUUGUCACUCAUAUAACAACCAUGCAAAGGCGACUAAAAAUAUCUCACAGAUUCAGCAAAAAAAUUGAAAAAGCUAGUUAUGAUUGGAUGCAAAUGUUUUUGAAAAGAAACGCUGAUAUUUCACUAGGAGGGUCUAAAGGAGUUUCAGUGGCUAGAUCUUAA
Molecule: messenger RNA, 515 nt
Organism: Acanthoscelides obtectus
Lineage: Eukaryota; Metazoa; Arthropoda; Insecta; Coleoptera; Chrysomelidae
Source: the annotation of a GenBank genome assembly